Anopheles maculipalpis is the source of this 1595-nucleotide messenger RNA. RefSeq names its product acidic mammalian chitinase. Gene Ontology annotation, cellular component: extracellular region. The transcript has 4 exons. The record is from RefSeq and is a predicted model, not a curated record. Gene Ontology annotation, molecular function: chitin binding; chitinase activity. Gene Ontology annotation, biological process: carbohydrate metabolic process; chitin catabolic process. Lineage: Eukaryota; Metazoa; Arthropoda; Insecta; Diptera; Culicidae. Bases 1 to 1557 code for a protein of 518 amino acids.
AUGUGUUUGAAAGUUGAGUCGGAAAAUGAAAUAAUUCAGAACUAUGGUUCAUCGACUUGUUUUCCGGUGAACUGUGUAUGCGUGCAUUGGUGGCGCGAUCUAACAACGAAACCGCAACAACCGUUUUGCUUCUUCGUUUGUAUAGGAAAGAAAGUGGUGUGCUAUGUGGGCACCUGGGCCGUCUAUCGUCCCGGUAAUGGACGGUUCGACAUCGAGCACAUCGACCCAUUCCUGUGCACUCACCUGAUGUACGGAUUUUUCGGCAUCAACGAAGAUGCAACGGUGCGUGUGAUCGAUCCGUACCUGGAUCUAGAGGAAAACUGGGGCCGCGGGCAUAUCAAGCGGUUUGUCGGACUGAAGAACGUGUCACCGACGCUGAAAACGCUGGCAGCGAUCGGAGGCUGGAACGAGGGCUCGAGAAAGUUCUCGGCAAUGGCUGCCAGUGCUUCGUUGCGAAAGCGCUUCAUUUACGAUUGUGUGGCGUUCUGUCAGCGGCACGGGUUCGAUGGAAUCGAUCUCGAUUGGGAGUAUCCGGCACAGCGUGACGGUAAUCCAACCAUCGAUAAGGAUAAUCAUGCACUGCUGGUGGAGGAAAUGCGAGUGGUCUUUGACCAGUAUGGACUGCUGUUGACAGCGGCGGUAGCAUCGGUAGAGUUUUCCGCCGGUCUAUCGUACGAUAUACCACGAAUUGCAAAGAGUUUCCAUUUCCUGAACGUCAUGGUGUACGAUAUGCAUGGCGCAUGGGAAAGUUACUGUGGCAUCAAUGCACCGCUGUACCCUGGUCCGGCAGAUACAACGACGACCGAUCAACAGCUUAACGUCAACGCUAGCAUACAUUACUGGCUGUCGCAGGGUGCUCCGGCUGAAAAGCUUGUCCUCGGCAUUCCACUAUACGGACGAAGCUUUACACUGGCCAAUGCGGCCAACUCACAGAUCGGAGCACCUACUACCGGUGGUGGUACAGCUGGACCCUACACACGCCAGGCAGGUGUAAUGGGAUACAACGAGUUCUGUGAGAAGCUACAGUCAGAAUCGUGGGAACUUCGGUGGAGCGCAGAACAGCAAGUUCCAUACGCAGUGCUCAACAAUCAAUGGCUAGGGUAUGAUGAUCUUCGAUCGAUUCAGUUGAAGGUGAAAUACCUGCUAGACCUUGGCUUGGGUGGUGCAAUGGUGUGGUCCCUUGAGACGGAUGACUUCCGGGGUGUGUGUGGUGGUGGAAAGUAUCCGCUAAUGAAUGAAAUCCGUUCCCUCGUAAACGGAGGUACACCAAGUCCAACAACUCAACCGCCAUCGCCGACACCGUCUGCGCCUACAACUACCCCAACCACUAGCAAUCCGGGUGGCGGAAAUCCAGGUACAUCGACACCACCUGCAAGCGACCGGCCGUGUUCCGGUGGCAAGAUUGGUUUCGUACCAAAUCCUAACCACUGUAACAGGUACUACAUGUGCCUGACCGAGGACAUGUUCUUUGAAUUUACUUGCCCCGCGGGAACACUUUUCGAUCCGAAUCUGAACGUCUGCAACUGGGCCGACCAGGUAAAAUGUGCAAACGAAUGAACGAAUGCGUAUAGGUUUAGCUUUUCUUGCAAUCCGUU